Molecule: messenger RNA, 9142 nt
Organism: Anopheles funestus (African malaria mosquito)
Lineage: Eukaryota; Metazoa; Arthropoda; Insecta; Diptera; Culicidae
Gene: Mgtor
Product: nucleoprotein TPR
Exons: 8
Coding region: 502-8766 (2754 amino acids)
Biological process (GO): protein import into nucleus; mRNA export from nucleus
Cellular component (GO): nuclear pore
Molecular function (GO): structural constituent of nuclear pore
Source: RefSeq, a predicted model, not a curated record
CUAGCGCAAAUGAGUUUUCCGCUCAUUCCAUCGACAGACGUCGGAGCAAGCGUUGGGUUUUGCAGUUGUGUUGUUCAGAACGAUUUACAGCUAAUUUGGAGAAAUCUGGCAGCAUCUUAUGAACAGUGUUAUGUAUGUGUGUAUGUGCGUGUGCGGAAUCAUGAAACGGGAACUGUAUGAUUGAGGGUGAAAGUAUCAACAUUUCAAUUGCAGCAAAGUGAUUAAUAACGCAACAUCGGUUUAACUAAAAGACUUGCUUAAAGAAUCCAAAUUUUCGGUGGUACGCAAACAGGUAAGAUGCCGGUGAACCUGGCCACCUUUGUUCUCCCGUUAGAUGUGUGAAUGUGUGCGUGUGUGGUACUGUCAAAAGAAUCAGCAAAGCGGCGACAUCAGUAGCAGCAAGGACGGUGACGACGAACAAGCGCUUUUCUAUCCAAAUUUCAGAGUUUCAUAGUUUCGUACCCUAGUGUCGCCAUCUUCCAUCCGCUUGCUGGUGCAGCUAUGGAAGUCGAUCAAGUGUCGGGUGUUUUGCACACCAUCUUAACCCCCGAAGAGAUGGAAACGAUCGGGGAAGCGUCGAUAAAAAAGAUCGAAGAAGCGUGCGGAAAGAAAUUCGAGGAAUUCCUCAUGGCUAAAGCGUUAUGUGAAACAACAAAGACUGACUUAGACAUCAUGAAGACCGACUAUGAGAGGAAAAUAGAAGAGUUGACGCUGAAGGCAGAAGAUGAAUCGGCCAAAUAUCAUUCCUCGCAGUUAAGCGUAAAGGAAAUGCGCAUAGAGCUGGAAGACGUAAAACAGGAGCUUAUAAAAGCGAAGGAAAAGCUCUUUACGAAUGAAGCGGAAAAUGAUCGAUUCCGCAAAGAGCGUAACCAGGCACUGGCCGAACGAGAUACCAUGGACAGUGCGUUAAAGCGCAAAGAGCUCGAAGUUGACAGAUUGCACUACGAUGUGCUCGAGCUAGAGAAGAAGAUUAAAUCUGCCAACGCGGCCAAAUGUGAAGCAUUAACCAAAUUGGAAGAGAUUGGUAGCAAAGAGCACAGUCUCGAAUUUAAGGAAAAGCGCAUGGAUCAGGAAUUGACGAUGCGCGACAAUCAAAUCGCCCGGCUGUCGCAGGACCUGGAUCAAACAUUGCGUGAACUGCAAGUUAUUCGACGCGAUCAAAACAUAAAUUCCCUCACGAUGGAAGCCAAGCUGACCGAAAAGAAUGAAGAAUUGAAAAUUGCUAACCAAACGAACUCAUUUCUUUCGGAACAAAAUGUGGAACUGUCUGCUAAGGUAGAGGAAUUGGCCACCAAAAACAUGAAGCUUAGCAAUGAAAUGUCCACUAUGAUGGAACAUUAUCGCAAGGAGCUGGAUUCACAGAACCGCUUGUGCGAAUUACUGCAGCAGGACAAACACGAUCACAUGCAGCAAACUAAAGAACUAGAAUCGGCAAUUACUGCCCUGCGCCAGAUGCUGAACGAAGCAACUGAGUCCUGCGGUACGAUCGAAACAGAGAAAAAGCAACUCGAAUUGAAGCACGCUGAGGAGCUCGCGAACCGAGAUAAAUCUAUCAGUGAUCUGCGAGAAGAGCUGAAGCACGCCAACGACCUGCUCGCCGAAGCACGGGAAGAAAAUGUGGAACACGCGGUCGAAAAGCUUGCCCCGUCUGCGGCUGCUACGAGCCGCAUGUUAAAAACCGGUAUGUCACUGACGGAAGUUUACUCGCUGUAUGUGCGCACCAUGGAAAAGCUGCAAAUAGAGGAGAAAGAACAUGAAAAAUUGAAACUACAGACACAGAACAUCUUACAAGAGCUAGAACAAAGUGCACCGGAGAUUGUACGCCAGCAAACAGAAAAUCAAAACCUAAAGGAGGCGAACGAAGAUAUAACGACGCAGCUCAAUAAUAUGAUCGCGCAAAGUGCAGAAACGCAAGCGGAAAUGUCGGCGCUGCGUAUGAAAAUACGCGCGAUGGAGGCUGAAAACAUAAAUUUCCGCCAAGAGCGUGCUGAUCUCAGCCGCCAAGUUUGUCAUCUACUGUUGGAAGUAGAAAAAAUGCAACAUGGUGUUGCUUCGCAAGAGAUGGAUCAAUCCUUUAACUCCAAUCCAAACGAGGUCAUCUCCAAGAAGCUGGUAACGUUCAGUAAUCUUCAGGAAUUGCAGGAUAACAAUGUGAAGUUGCUGCUUGUCAUACGAGAUUUCAGUGCUAAACUAGUUGAGAUGGAGAAACUGCAGAACUCUAUGAACUCAGCUACUUACGAGGCGAAAUUGGAAGCAUGUAAUAAUCGGAUCCACGAGCUAAAGGACACGGUGGACAAACAUUGCCAUUUGCUCGAACAAUGCAGUCAACAGCGUGAUCGUUACAAGAAAAUGUAUCAUGAUGCGAUGCGUAGCUAUAAUCCCGGAUACUACUCAGCCAGCAUGAAUGGAGGCAACAUGCAGGGCGACACGUUGAUGGACGGGCUGGAUGAGGUGCCGCUGGCUAACAGCAGUACAGCAAACGAAACGAAUGGUAACGGCAGUAGUUUAGCUGCGGCUGUGGCCGAAAAAGAUCGUAAGGUUGCUGAGCUGGAAAACAAAAAUCAGAACUUGCAACAAGAAAUGAAUGGUAUAAAACAGGAAUACGAGGCUUACCGUCGUGAGAAACACUCCAAUGACGUGCUAAUAAAUGAGCAGUUAGAUAAAAUGCGCACCGAAAUCCGCGAAUUAUCUUCCAACAACGUGAAGCUGAUGGGAACGAACGAGUUCAACUCCGAGCAGAAUCGCCUAAUAUCGAAGAACAUCACGACGUACAAAAGCCAAAUAACGGCCCUUGAAGAACGCAAUCGUAAUUAUGAGGGCACCAUUGCGAAACAUGAAGCAUCUAUCAUGUACCUAAAGGAAGAGGCGAUGAGCGCGCAAACGAAACUUGCCCGUGCCGAGGUGCAGCUGGAAAAUCUAAAGCAUGAAUGUCGAAUUCUCAAAGACAGUGAAACGCGGCUGCGCACGGAACGUGAAAUACUAAAUCGCGAGCGCUGCAACCAGAAUCUAUUGCUUAACAAUCUCGAAAUGAUUAAGGUCAGCAUGGAGCGUUCGGAGAACGAAGGCAGACUACGGCUGGAGUCACGUCUUGACGAAACAUCCCGCGAAUGUUCAGCCUUGCGUCGCCGCUUACAAGAGGAGCAAGAUCUUUGUCGCGAGCAAUUGGCAUGUUUGCAGCGACAGGUGGAAACGGCGCAGAAAAGAAUGGAAGAAGAAAUCGCCAUCGCUGAGGGACACCAAGCAGAAUUGCGAGAUGUGCGUAAUGAAUUGGAAAUCAAAACGCGCAAGAUCGACGAUCUUCAGCGUAAGCUACACGAAUCGUUGUCUCCGAACGACGAGGACAAUCCAGUAACGCAAGCAAAGCGAAAGAUUCGGGAGCUAGAGAACAGUCUGGCCGAGAGCGCGGUGGAGAUAAAUUCACUUCAAGCACAGUUAGCGACAGCACAGGAACACGUGAAAAAGUACGCAGAACUUUCCGAAUCAACCGUAAAAGAAUUGAAAGAUGUGACAGAGCUAAGCAAUCAACAAAAGGAAACGAGCCAAAAGGAAAUUCUGGCUUUGCAAAAGAGUGAAGCAGAUCUGCGCACCCAGGUGGAAGAGCUGAAAACUGAACUGUCCUUAAAAAUUACUGGUGCGAAGCUUACAAGCGGUGAUAAGGAUUCCGAGUUGCAUACGGUACAGUUGGAACUCAAAACAACCUUAGAGAAAGUAGCUGACCAAGCCCGCGAAUUGCGUGAAAUUCGUGAAAAAUGCAACGCUUUAGCGGAAAAGUUGCACGAAGCGGAACAAAAGUAUGCCCGCGAAAUGAUGGAACAUUCCGGAGAUAUUCAGCAGUUGGCCCAACUGAAGGAAGACAUGCAGCGCACACAGGCACAGUUUGAAGAGCUGCAAAAACAGCGUGAUCAGGCACAGGAACAUUUGAAGACGGGCGAAGAGUGUUGGAACAACCGAGAAGAAAAGCUUCGCACAGAAGUAUCUCAGUUGGAGGAACAGCUAAGUAACCUCAACUCGCAAAAUGCGGCAUUGCACGAUCAGAUACAAAACCUUGGCACUCGGCUAUCGAUUAGUGCAGCAGCACACAAUAAAACGCUAGGGGAAGCGGAAUCUACAAAUGCGGAUAAUUCUAUGAUUGGCGAGGACGCUUCUAUUCUGAACCGCUCGUUGAACGACGAGGAGAAACACUCCGUCGAACAGCUGCUUCAAGUCAUUAAAUACCUUCGCAAGGAGAAGGAUAUUGCGGUAGCGCGUUCCGACAUCUUACGCUCGGAGAAUGUGCGGAUACAGUCAGAACUAAUGAUAUUGGAAAAGAAGUUCGAGGAAGUGCAAGGUGAGCUGAAAGAAAUGCGUGAGAAAACAGAUACAGUCACUGUGACAGCGGCCAAGCAUGAAGAAAUCUUGCGUAAGCUCGAUACCUAUAAUGCGAUAAUGGAUAGCAACAGGGUGCUACGGGAAGAACGGGAUGGUCUUAAUCAGAAGGUGCGCGAGCUGUCCCAACGUUUGCUCGACGCUGAGGAUAAGCUAUUCCCGCUAGACGAGAAGGUGCGAGAGCUGACAGUGAAGCUGGAAUCUUCUACCAACGAAAACACGACGCUGCGGAUGGAUGUUGCGCGCCAGCGCCAACGUAUGACGUCGCUGGUAGAACGUUCUUCGAAAAUAAAUUCAGACGACUGGAAGCGUAUGCAGACGGAGCGUGAAAAUCUCGCCAAAAUGCUUGUGGCUGAAAAGGAUUUGCUCAAGCACGCGAAUGAGGAACUGAACACGCACAAGGUCGAACGGGCGAGGCUCGAGGGUGAGCUGAGUUCGGCAAACAAGCAAUUGCACGCUUGCAACGUACAGGUGAAAAAAUUGACUGACGAUCUGGAGGCCACGGCAGCCCAAACUGCGGAACUAGAAACACUUAAAGCAAAGCUGAAGGCAACCGAAGAUUCCUUCAGUGAUUUGCGAAUCAAGGAAAGUCAGAUUCGAAAGAUUGCCAAACGUUACAAGGACUCGUUUAACGAGCUAAAACGGCAGACCGAGGAACAGCAAACGGGCACUGCAGAAAGUGCAUACGUUUCGAGAGACUCCACGCUUGAUACAAGCGCAUCCGUUGCUUCCGUCGCCACCGACGAGAGUGCCGCAGACGUGGAAGAUAUGCGCCGACAAGUGGAAACGGCGGCUGAAGAAAUUGACACGCUCAAGAAGGAGAACGAGCUGCUGCGUGCUAAGUUGGAGAAGGCGGAACGCAGCAUGGACGUUGUGAAGGAUGCGAAAACACGCAUUCUGACACUGACCGAGCAAAAGAAUAAUGCAACGCGCGAGCUGAACACGGUGAAGGGUCAGCUGCAACAGCAACUGGAUCAGAUGCGAGAGGAAACGGACAUGAUGAAGGCGCAGUAUGAAGGGCGCGUGACGCGCUGUGAGAAAGAGAAUGCCGAUGCGGAUCGUGAAAGCAAAGAUACGAUCAGUCGAUUGACUCGAGAAAACGAGCAACUAACGAUACGGCUGAAUCAACUGAAUCGACAGCUAGGAUUGCAGCAAGCGGUGGCCAAACCAACGACGACUGCUGGUGGAGCUGGUGUGUCGGAGAAACCAGCAGGCGAAAGUCCACGCACAGCGAAUGUUAAACCGAUGGCGGGACCAAGCCAGCAGCAGUCGGCUACGGUUACACCGCGUCGGGUAAGCGAAACGCCGCUCGCUAGCAUACGGCCAAUGGCUGUGGGCAGUCGUACAGCUGCGGUGCUUCCAACAAGCCAAACCAGCAGUACGAACGUAGCGAUUGUGCAGGGUUCAUCAGCAUCGGCCUCCGUAUCAACAUCACCGGCUGCCGGUGUCGGUGUAUCCGCCGGAACGUCGGCUAGUAACAUUGCCGCCAGCACUGCAUCGGCAGGAGGAAGCAGUACAGCGGGAUGCACUGGAUCAUCGGUAGUUGCCAGCGUUGGUGGGGCAUCGGCUAGUGUGUCCGGUACGCCAUCAACCAGUGGCCUCACAACGGCGCUUGUUCCUCCACAACAGCAGCAAGUGCACAGUGUCACGGCUACUAGCAGCAGCAGUUGCGGUGGUACUGGCGUUACCAAUGCCCUCGGUUUGAAUGAACAGAUUACAGCAUCUUCUUCACCGACUAGUUCGCAUACGGACUACAUGCCUGCUACCAGUUCAGCUAGCGUCGCAGUGGCUGCUGUUCCGCCGAUGGGCACAGCUUCGACUUCAACUGCCGAAAGUUCAUCGUCAUCGUCUUCCAGUACAUCGGCGCAUGCGGAAGGAGAAAAUGCCCCGCAAAUGAGUAGCAACGAUCAGGCUCAGCAGCAACAGGUGCAGCAAGCCGCUAUAGCCAUGGUCAUGCCACACGUGGAAGGUGGAGUUGCCCAGCAACAAUCACUGCAACAACAACAACCACAACCUCAUCUUCCGCAGCAACAGCAGCAAGGGAAUGUACAGCUGCAAUUGCAACCGCUACAGCAACAGCAGCAGCAAUCGACUCCUCAAGCCUCUUCCAGCAAUACUGUCACCACUACGCAGGCUGGCCACAAACGUCCGCGCGAUGUAGAAGGCGACAGCUCCACAGACAACGCUGGGCAACAGUUGGCCAUUAAACCAACACCAGCUAAGAAACGGAUUCGUAUGGUUCAAGUGGCAGUGGAUGGCUUUCAGGGUGUCAGUGAAUCUGGUUUGGAUGUUGAGUAUCAAGUACCGACGUCGUCACAGCGUGACCAGGAAGACGAUAUCGUUCUGGUAGAAUCCGAGGAGGAGGAUGAUGAUGACGAAGAGGAGGAAGACGAGGAAGAGGACGUCGGAAUGGCCGACGAAGGUACGGCCGAAGCGGAUGAUGGUCCGUUCGAUGGGUACGAAAACGAAGAGCUGGGUGGUGCCGGUGUCGGAGCGUACGACGAGAGUGAAGGUCCGGACAUAGACGAGGAUAAUAAUAUUCAGUCCGCUAACAAUGAGGUCGAUGUGGAUGAAGACAAUGAGAUACCGAACCCUUGUGGCACGACUUCUACCACGUCUACAUCGACAUCCUCCACAUCAUCGUCUACGCUGUCAGCGAAACAGACGGCGGGACAGCACGCGACACCAAUGGACACGACGGAAGAUGUAGAAACAAGUAGCACAAGCAGCACGUCAGUGCCUGCAGGUGGAAGUUCAGUUGCCGUUGCCGGCCCAUCUACAUCCACGCAGUCGUCGUCUGCUGUGGAGAGUGGCGCUAGCACAAGUUCUACCAUCGGCGGCAAUGUAUCGAACGAUGCACAACAAUUGCCCCAGAUACAAAGUACUACUGGUACUAACCACAGUGAAGCUUCCACCGGUCAGCAAUCCUCUUUAUCCUCCUCGGUACCACUGCCAUCAACAGCUGCGUCAUCAUCUGGGACAGGAACGGCAUCGCUGCAAUCGCAAGGAGCCGCAGGUGCUGGUAUCGUCGGUGGCAGUGCACGGCAGGUUGUGAAUCCAUUGAGUCGCCAACAGCAGCAAGCGACACACCUCAUACUGAUGCAGCAAAACUAUGAGCACCAUGAAAGUGCUGAUGAUCGCAUCGUGCCGAGCACGCCAACAUUGUAUGCUCCUCGUCGAACUGAUGGUUUCAGUGUAGGUUCGCCACAUCCUCAAGUACCUACUGCACGAUUCACAUUCAGCGAAACGUCCACCAGUCGUCAAUCAGUUGGUGUGGUACCGACAAGUGGUGGGGUUACCGGUAGUGUUGGACUACCAGAGGGGAUUGAUGACACCAGGAUUGAUCUUUCGCAACUGGACGAAGCAACAGCCGGUGGCAGUGGUGGUAGUGGUGGUGGACGUAGCGUACCUACAACACCACAACAUACCACCAAUUCCGAACAUAUCGUAAUGGGAGGAAUGGCCACACCUGGUCCAUCUAAUAAUGCACUCAACAUUAUCGAACGUUCAUCUCCCGGUGGAGGCGAAAGUCAAGUUCCCGAUAUUCUCGUUUCGGGUGCUAACAUUGGAGACGGUUACAUUCCGGAAUCGACAACUAGCAGCACUAUCGAUCCCCUACAUCCGACAUAUUCCUCCGAAGCGCUAGCUGCGUCCGAUGCAGCCAGUUCGGAAGUUCUCGAUCGCAGUGAACGUGAACUGCUAGGGGAAGAUGAAGACGAUCUUGUCGACGACGGUGUGGCAGCCGGAGACGAUACUGCAAUGGAUGCUGAAGCAAAUGAUGUUGACGAUGGUACAAGAACGACAGUUUCUGAAACCACGGCUGCGGCCCCAACUACUUCGGGUAGCAUCGAAACACCAACCACAGGAGCAUUAUCAAGGAAUGCGCAACAAUCCGGUUCCGCCAGUGGUAGUGGAUUAUCCUCGGGAUUAUCCCGUAACAACGAAGCUGAUACGGGUACCAGCGACGAUAGAAUCAGCUCGGAGGGCGAAACACUGUCAACCACUUCAAGACCGAUGGAGGAAAGUAGUGAAGCGGAAGUAUUGGAAUCGCCCAGCAGCAAUACGCGUUCGCGUACCUCAACACAACGUGGUACACCAAAUGUAACGGGUCGCCAUGCAGGGCGACGUUACAGUCAUCGUGGGGCAAACCGUACCCCUAUUACCUGGAACGACGGGAGAGCCUCCCUCAACCGGUCCGGCUCACAAAGUGCAGGACCUAUGCAUUACCAGCCUCCGCACAUGAUGCAGCAGCAACAGCAGCAUAUGCAGCAACAACAGCAGCAACAGCAACAACAACAACAGCAACAACAGCAACACCAACAUCAACAUCAACAACCACGAGGUCGGAAUCCGCGAACCGGUCGUGGACGACGUAUGAAUAACCCGUACCGAUAUCAGUAAGAAUAACGUUGCUAAACGAAGGUGCAUGGAGGUACGCACCAAAAAGAAUAUGAGUUAAGUUUAUUAUAUUGAGCUCGGAUAAUAUUCGUUAAAUACGAAGCGAAUUAAAAGACAAAUCUCUUUAAUCCGAACGCUUGGAUAAGAUUAAUCAGAAUGACUAUCGAGACUAAAUACGGUGAAGAAAUGUUAGUUCUCACAGGAGCUCCUAGCUGAUUAUUUUUUCUCAUUAAUGUACUAUUAUUAUUUUUCUUGUACAUGCGGUUUCCAAUGGCACGUAUACAUCAUAAAUUAAAACUGCUAGGAGAGCCAUUCGAUUGCUUAAAUAUAUUAGGAUCAUUCAGCAUUUUGUUCAAAGCGAUACAAACUUGAUCAUCAA